This is a messenger RNA of Rotaria sp. Silwood1, 864 nucleotides long. The record is from the annotation of a GenBank genome assembly. NCBI's taxonomy places the organism in Eukaryota, Metazoa, Rotifera, Eurotatoria, Philodinida, Philodinidae.
AUGGAGAAAUAUAUUGUAGUUUUGAAACAGAAUUUUAUGAACAUAUUAUGUUUACAUUUAAUGCUGAACAUUUUUAUUUUUUUACAUGAUCUUAUUUCAUCUUAUAUUAAAGAAAAAGAAAAAGCAACAACAAAUGAUAAACCUCGACAACGAUCAACAGCACCAGCACCACCACAGCCAUCACCAUUGUCGACAACACCUUCAAAUCCAGUUGAUAUUCAAACAUUAACAUCAUUUGAUGAACCUCCAAGUGAUGAUAAACGUCGUUUUCAUUGUCCAGAUACGAAAUGGAAAUUACAACCAACAAUAAAACUUCUAACUGCAUAUGGAAAUGAGGUUGAACCCUUUGGUGUUGAUUAUAUUUUACAAAAAUUAGGUUUUCGUCAUGCACAUUUAACAAUACCAAAAUGGCUUCAACGUGGUAUUAUGGAUCCAUGUGAACAAUCGAUGACUGUUGUACAAUUAUUUCUUAUAUUUCUUUUACCUGAACAUAUGUUGAUACAAGUUGUUCGAAAUAUCGAUGAAAAUUCGUCUGUACGAAUACCAGUAAAUAAUGGCAUUGUUCGUCUAUCAACACUUAAAAAUUAUUUUGGACAAAAUGUUUCUGGUUUGAAAUGUUAUGAUUCCGAGAGCGGAACGUGGAUUUUAUGUGAUAUUGAUAGUAAUGGUAGCAUUUUAAGCGAAUAUCGUCCAUGGAAUUCAACUGAAAAAUAUGUUUUAAUUACUACAGAUGACGAUGAUUUACGUCUACCACAAGCUAAACGUCUAAAGGGACAAUCUAGCGAAGCAAGUGAUAUUAGUACAAGAGUAGAACAAACUGAACAACAUCUUAUUCAUAGAAAGAUUGGUAAUAAUGUUUUCUAA